AUGAAGGGUGGUGGGUUGAGAGCCCUGGUGAAGGGAAGUGUCCACCGUUCGGUAUGGAGAGAGUGAUUCUUCGUGAUGAAAUGCACUGAUAUGAAGCAGACUGGAAAUCGUCUGCAAAUCGGUAACCAAGAAGGAAUAGUCAAUAACGAAACAGCUAUCAAGAAUAUAUAUAUACAUAUAUAACAGGAAGCAAAGAAGGAGCAGGAGCCAAACGAAACACACAAAAGCAUAAAAAUCGAAAAGAGGAUGCACUUCUUCAUCUCCCUGGUCAUGGUCUUCCCCCUCGCCGCCUGGUGCGCUCCAAACCCACAGGGAGGCACAACACCCACUACAGCAACUACCAAACCUUCACCGUCCUCAUCGUCCUCACAAUCCCCAUCGCCCACUCCAGCUCGAAAUCUCGUACCCGUCGGAGCCGCAUUGACCACACAGGGAAAGCAAGAGGCUAUCCGGACAAGCUUCAUGAACCACGACAACGGGAACAUCUCGGCGACGGUAGAGUUCAAGUGCAACCCUACCCAGUCCUCUCCACAGCUCAAGGACGUUGAGGCCCUCUCCGGCCACUACCUCACCAAAUCCACACCCCUCAUCACCUUACCCAGCGGCGGCGGUGCAGGCAGCUGCGUGCCGCUCGAGGAGAAGAAAGAUGUCAGCGCCGCAAAGCUGGAGGCUUGCAGCAACGACACGAAGAUCAUGUAUCCUGAGGUCGGAAGGGUUCUGCAAAUGCUCCAGGGCUACUGUGCGAAAGAUAUCGAUGGCACCAAGUUCGUUGGCGGAUCCAUGGAGUUUACGGCUAUGGGGAAGGUGACUUUUAGCAUUAAGGUCAAUACGGCGUAG
This is a messenger RNA of Tuber aestivum (summer truffle), 837 nucleotides long. Lineage: Eukaryota; Fungi; Ascomycota; Pezizomycetes; Pezizales; Tuberaceae. The record is from the annotation of a GenBank genome assembly.